This is a messenger RNA of Colius striatus (speckled mousebird), 4199 nucleotides long. Its product is annotated as putative N-acetylated-alpha-linked acidic dipeptidase. The record is from RefSeq and is a predicted model, not a curated record. Gene Ontology annotation, molecular function: carboxypeptidase activity. NCBI's taxonomy places the organism in Eukaryota, Metazoa, Chordata, Aves, Coliiformes, Coliidae. The transcript has 19 exons. The coding region runs from base 4 to 2259 and encodes 751 amino acids.
GCGAUGUGGACGUCGCUGGGUACCAUGACGGAGUCUGCCAGCUCCCGGGCAGCCAGCGGCCGCUUCUGGGCUGUCGUCCUGGGAGUAGCGACGGGGCUCUUCCUCUUCGGGUUCUUAAUCGGGUGGUUUGCAAAAUCUGCAGAAAAGAAGACAUCUGUGAGUCCUCAUGAAGACAUAAAGGCAGCAUUUAUGGCUGAAAUGAAAGCUGAAAACAUCAAGCAGUUUCUUCGCAAUUUUACACGGCUUCCUCACUUAGCAGGAACAAAGGAGAAUCUGCACCUGGCACAGCAAGUCCAAGCUGAGUGGAAGGAGUUUGGUUUGGAUUCCGUUGAAUUGGUUCAUUAUGAUGUCUUGCUCUCUUACCCUGAUGACACUAAGCCCAACUACAUCUCGAUAAUUGAUGAGCAUGGAAAUGAGAUUUUCAACACAUCAUUAUCUGAGCCUCCUCCUCCAGGAUAUGAGACCAUUAGAGAUGUGGUACCACCCUACAGUGCCUUUUCAGCCCAAGGAGUGCCUGAGGGUGAGUUAGUUUAUGUGAAUUAUGGCCGCACUGAGGACUUCUCUAAGCUAGAACGUGAAAUGGGAAUUAACUGUACAGGAAAGAUUGUUAUUGCCAGAUAUGGGAAGAUCUUCAGAGGAAAUAAGGUGAAGAAUGCUGAACUGGCAGGUGCCAAGGGGCUUAUUCUGUACUCGGACCCUGCUGACUACUGCGCCCCGGGAACAGAGCCAUAUCCCAAUGGUUGGAACCUUCCAGGUGGAGGAGCCCAGCGUGGAAAUGUACUAAACCUGAAUGGAGCAGGAGAUCCCCUGACACCAGGUUAUCCUGCAAAAGAAUACACCUACCGGUUAGACAAAGCCAGUGGUGUAGGUCUCCCAAAAAUCCCAGUUCAUCCCAUUGGCUAUCACGAUGCUGAGUCAUUGCUGCGUAAUAUGGGAGGAUAUGCACCACCACACAAUAGCUGGAAAGGAAAUCUGAACGUAUCUUAUAAUGUUGGUCCUGGUUUCGCAACGAAUUAUUCUACAAGAAAGGUGAAAAUGCACAUUCAUAGUAACAAUGAAGUAAGAAGGAUUUACAAUGUGAUUGGUACCAUCAGAGGCUCAGUGGAACCAGACAGAUACGUCAUCCUGGGAGGCCAUCGUGACUCGUGGGUAUUUGGUGGCAUUGAUCCUCAGAGUGGGGCAGCUGUAGUUCAUGAGAUUGUGAGGAGCUUUGGAAAACUGAAAAGGAAAGGAUGGAGGCCAAGGAGAACAGUGAAAUUUGCAAGUUGGGAUGCAGAGGAAUUUGGCUUGUUAGGAUCAACAGAGUGGGCUGAGGAAAAUGCCAAAGUAUUGCAAGCAAGAGGAGUGGCUUAUAUUAAUGCAGAUUCCUCCAUUGAAGGAAACUACACUCUACGAGUGGAUUGCACACCACUGCUCUACAGACUGGUGUACAGCCUGACUAAAGAGAUACCAAGUCCUGAUGAGGGAUUUGAAGGAAAAUCUCUUUAUGAGAGCUGGUAUAAAAAAAAUCCAUCAAGAGAAUAUAAAGAGGUCCCCAGAAUAAAUAAACUUGGCUCUGGCAAUGACUUUGAAGUCUUUUUUCAACGUCUUGGCAUCGCUUCAGGCAGAGCACGUUACAGUAAAAAUUGGGAUGUAGAAAAAUAUAGCAGCUAUCCAGUUUACCACAGUGUCUAUGAAACCUAUGAAAUUGUGGAGAGGUUUUAUGAUCCCACUUUCAAGAAUCAUCUGACAGUAGCUCAGGUGCGGGGAGGGCUUGUGUUUGAAUUGGCCAACUCUGUUGUGCUGCCUUUCGGCUGUAGAGAUUAUGCAUCAGCUGUGAGCAACUAUGCUCACAUCAUCUAUAAUUUGUCAAGGAAUCAUGAAGAGGAUCUGGCAACAUACAAUGUAUCCUUUGAUGCGCUCUUUUCAGCUGUGAAGAAUUUUACAGAAGCUGCUGCUAGCUUUCAUGAGAGACUGCAACAAGUAGAUACAAAUAACCUUCUUGCUGUGAGGUCAGUAAAUGAUCAGCUCAUGUUUCUAGAAAGGGCUUUCAUUGAUCCUCUUGGAUUACCUGGUAGGCCAUUCUAUAGACAUAUCAUCUUUGCUCCAAGCAGCCAUAACAAGUAUGCAGGAGAAUCAUUCCCAGGAAUCUAUGAUGCCAUGUUUGACAUUAAAAACAAAGCUGAUCAACGUGAAGCCUGGGAAGAAGUUAAGAGGCAGAUUUCCAUUGCAGCCUUCACUGUACAGGCAGCAGCAGGGACACUGAAAGAAGUAGCUUAAAUAUCAACAACAUAAUCAUCAAUGAAGACUACAUAUGACAGUUUGCAGAAGACUUAAAAAUGGAGCAUUUAAAAACUCUGGGAUGAUCAUUAGAAAGAGCACAAAAUCCAAACCCUCUUGUUCUUUGUAAUUAAUAUACACAAGUGGAAUACAUUUAGCAUUGUUAACAAGGUGAUGUACUCCAUUCAGAGAGCACAGGCUUUCAAUACCUUCUGAAGUGAGAGGGAAAAGUUUUGUAUUUUUACAAUUGCUAAUCACUGGGUUUAUUUUCAGAGCUUUGAGUUUUGCUAGUUUGAUUAUUCUAGCAGUCUUCACAGAGCAUCAGGAAAGCAGAAGUCAUUUCAUGUUGAUUCGUUUCUAAUUUUAUUGUCAACUUUUUGUCAUUUACCUUGGAGUUGCAUAAUUGGACUCUAAUACAGCCCUUUCAACUCUCCUUUUACACAAAGAUUUAUGUAUCAAUGUGGGAAAACUCUCCAUUUGCUGUACGUGCCACUGGGACUGAGUUCUAAACAAAAAGCAAAGAAUUAAAGAAGAGCUGUCUGUACAUUCAGCAAUAUAAUUUCAUGUGACUCAUUUACUAGGAUGACACAAAGAAACAAAGGUCAUAGUUCACAUUUAUGAACAAAAUCAGGCCAAUGACAUGUUCCAACAAAUGAAGACAUCUAGUUCCUACCAGACAAUUGAGGAGCAAUGGAUAAAUAAGUUGUCAUAAAAGCACUGUCUGUUAGUAUGUUCUUGGAAACUUUGUAGCUGCACUAAGAAAUACUUCCAGUCCAUUGGUUCUAAAAGCUCAAAAAAGUGUGAACUAACUACUUGAGCAAGGAGGUUAUGCUAUGAAGCAGUCUACUAAGGAAAAGCAGACAAUGAGAAGCCAAAUACAGGAAUAAGUGCUUUUUAAGCAUCUGUAUUUUUUGUCAGAUCUGCCAGGGUACUUCAGGGGCAUAGCUAUUAAUGAACUCAAGCCAUGAGUGUGAAAUCCUUUCCUAUACAAGAAGUCAAGAUAAGGCUUGAGUGCUAAUUCUCCUUCAGCGAAGCAGAACUUCAAACAGCAUAAUAAGUCUUUUUUUUUCUAGAUUUCUACGUUGAGUUGAAAAUCACUCUUAACACUGCCAAGUGCAGUUGACCAGACUAGCUGUUUUGGCUCUCAAGCUUUCAUACUAUUCUACAGUAGUUGUCCAACAGACUGUUGAAUUAAAGAAAAAAAACAACAAAAUAAAUCAGUUGUUAACAGGAACAAACCCUAAAAUCAACUAUGUUGAAUUUACAGUUUAUUGAUCAUCUAAUGAGACAGUUGUUCAUGUAAAUACAGAUCUUUUCAGAUAGAGAGAGCCAUUAGCAGAUUUGUUUACUGUGCUCAACUUUCAGUUCUUUUAUUUUCUAAAUAUGCUGUAAUUAAUACUUGGAAGAAUUCAGUUCCUAAUUCCAGACAGGUCCUUGCAAACACUCACUUGGCUUUUAGAAUCAUAGAAUGGUAGGGGUUGGAAGGGACCUUUAGAAAGUAUUUAGUGCAACCCCCCUGCAGAGGCAGGUCCACCUAGAUCAGGUCACACAGGAACAUGUCCAGGCGAAUCUUGAAGACCUCCAAGGAAGGAAACUCCACACCCUCUCUAGGCAGCCUGUACCAGUGCUCCCUCACCCUUCCAGUUACUGCAGGUACCUUACAGUUACUGUAGAUAAAUUUACCAAGUCAUUGGUUUAUAUACAGUGGCAGGUGAUUGAAUUAAAAUACAAGAAGCUUUAGAAGUAUUCAGGAAGCAGAGGGAGGAACCUGGCUGGCACUGUGGCAUUACUGAAAGCAUUCCUUCCAAUUUGAGCAAUUACAUUAAAGAAUCUGAAUGUAAAAUGAUUUUUUUUUUAAUAAAGUACUUCCUCCCAGGUGAUUACAAAUUGAAUGCUCCAAACAAUGACCAUCCUGUGCUGUAAAAGUUAAAUCAAAUGAA